AUGCCGCUUUCGAGUAAGAGCCGCCAUGCACACCGCGACGUUCGAGCUAAUGGCUAUAGGAUUGUCGCCGUCCACGGCCUUGGGGCAUAUCCGGAAUACACUUGGACAAGUGGCCCUUCGAGCCCGACCGACUCGGAAGACGCAGACCGAGACCGCGUCCACCUGUUGAGAGAUCUCUUCAAAGAUGACUUCCCGAACGCGAGAAUAAUGGCCUUUGCCCACAACUCCGACUGGUUGAUCGAUGCCCCGGUCAAGUCAGCGCAGCAGAUCGGCGACCGCUUGCUGAAAGAGCUGGGGAAGCAUCGGUCGAAACAUCAGGUGAGGACUGCAAAAUCUGAAGAGAACACGGCUAACAGAGGCAACAACCUAAACCUUCUGCAGGCCUUGUGCAAUCCCAAGGACGCCGCGCGGGACGUCGUCGACAGCACUUGCGGCAUCGUUUUCCUCGGGACGCCUCACCAAGGGUCACCUGUAUCGCGUCUCGGGACCGUUGUAGCUCGUGUGACCGGCUUUUUCGGGUCGAACACAGGGCUGCUCCUCUCCCUGACGAGUCAUCGGGAACGGCUCUCCGACUUAGACGUACGUUUUGUUGAGUGCAUGAAGGAGAAAGAGGGUCGACGACAGAAGACCGAGAUCGUAGCGUUCUGCGAAACGAAGCCUACACGCGUGCUAGGAUGGCUAUCUGUCGGCCUGGUAGGUGCUGCUGUCCUCGCAACUACCACCCCGACACUGAACGGCAACCAGAAGUUUGUCGUCGGCAAACUACGCACGGUGGAAGGCGCCGCGUUCAACUCCCAUGCGAACGAACACGUCGCGACUUGCCUCGAAAACACGCGCCAUGAGCUGCUCGACGAGAUCAACCAAUGGGCUGACGGCCUAAUGACUCCCGAGCAUAUAUACUGGCUUCAAGGGAAAGCCGGCACCGGCAAGUCAACAAUCGCUCGUACCGUGGCCCGUGACCUUGCCGCCCGGGAUCGUCUCGCGGCCAGCUUCUUCUUUAAGAGGGGCGAAUCCGAUCGCGGUACCGCCCGGCUCUUCUUCACGACUAUUGCAGCCCAACUCGUCCAGAGUCUGCCUGCGGUGGCUAAGUAUGUGCGAAACGCCAUCGAAACUGACCCUAAUAUCGCCGAAAGGGCGCUAGGAGAUCAGUUCAGGAAACUCAUCCUAGAGCCAGUGGAGGCCCCACAUAGCGUUUCUAGGACCAUGACGGUCGUGAUCGAUGCUCUCGAUGAGUGCGAGGGAGACCAGGACGUCACGGCGGUUAUUAAGUUACUGCUGCAGAAGGAUCGUCCGGUAGUAGCGCCCUUGAAGUUCUUCGUCACUAGCAGGUUUGAGCCUCCGAUUCGUCUAGGGUUCCAGGAGUCUCAAGGCAAAUUCAUUGAGUUUCCUAUUCACGAGAUCCCGCAGCCCAUAAUCGAACGAGACAUCGCAACCUUUCUAAGGUUUCGAUUCGACGAGAUUCGGCGCCAAUUCGGUAUUGCCUCUAGUUGGCCGGACGUAACACAGUUCGAAAACCUCCUAAGGAAAUCCAUCCCACUAUUCAUCUUCGCGGCUACUGCCUGCCGCUUCGUCGAAGACUAUCGACAAGGAGGCGGCGGGCCGGACGAUCGGCUUCAGAAGAUACUCCAAUAUGAGGCCCGUGGGAACUUCGACCAAACAUACCUGCCUGCCCUGACACAAAUGAUUCACGGAAUUAAGGGCUCCGCUCGUCGCAAUUCAGUUAGCGAGUUUAAACAAAUUGUGGGCUCGAUAGUCACCCUCACAAAUCCUCUUGCUCCUGCGCCACUGGCGAGCCUCCUCGGCACUUCCGCUGAAUGCGUCAAUAAUAGACUGCAACUCCUUCACUCUGUACUGGACGUCCCAUCCGAUACUACUAGUCCUGUGAGAAUAUUCCACGAAUCGUUCCGAGACUUCCUCAUCCGUCCUGACCCGGAAGACGUCCACGAGUUCUGGGUCGAUGAGAAAGCCACGCACGAGAUGCUUGCAGACAGAUGUUUUCGGCUGCUCUCCGAAGGUGGCUAUCUAAAAAAGGACAUCUGUGGACUGGGAGCACCUGGGAAACCUCGUACUAUCGUCGACCAACAAACGAUUGACCGGUGCCUGCCACCAGAGGCUCGAUAUGCGUGCCUUUACUGGGUGCAUCACUUGAAGGGUAGCGGAGUCACGCUUCAUGAUGAACACCAAGCGCUCCAAUUCCUUCAGAGCCACUUCCUCCACUGGCUUGAAGCUUUGAGCCUCAUGGGGAGGAUAUCGGAGAGCAUCAGGCUAAUAAACGAGUUGCAGGACCUGAUUGAUGGCUACCACCGUUCCGCAGUGUCUGAUUUUCUACAUGAUGCAAAGCGCUUCAUUCUUAAAAAUCGCCAGAUAGCCGAUGAUACGCCUCUCCAGCUUUAUUUCUCAGGGCUGAUAUUUGCACCGCGAACGGCAAUAAUUCGUAGAGAGUUCCAAACAGAACUUCUUACUUGGGCAUGCCAGUUACCCCAAGUUGAGGAAAGCUGGAGUGCAGAGUUGCAGACUCUCGAGGGCCAUUCACGCUGGGUUACCUCGGUGGCCUUCUCGCCCGACGGCCGGAUGCUGGCGUCUAGCUCCAACGAUAACACAGUGCGGCUCUGGGACGCUACGACGGGCGCCUUGCAACAAAUUCUCGAGGGCCAUUCAAGCUCGGUUAAUUCGGUUUACUUCUCGCCGGACGGCCGGAUGAUAGCGUCUAUCUCCGACGAUAAGAUAGUGCGGCACUGGGACGCUACGACGGGCGCCUUGCAACAGACUCUCGAGGGCCAUUCAGACUUGGUUGAUUUGGUGGCCUUCUCUCCAGACGGCCGGAUGGUAGCGUCUGGCUCCUUCGACCAGACAGUGCGGCUCUGGGACGCUACGACGGGCGCCUUGCAACAGACUCUCGAGGGCCAUUCAGCGGGCGUUUGGCACGCUGGUGGACAGUGCGGAAAGCAUGAUUCCCAAACUGCCUUGGGGCAAGGAGUUCGAAAAGGACAAAUUCCUCAGUCCGGACUUCACGUCGCUCGAAGUCCUGAGCUUUCGGUUUCCUUCUCGCCGGACGGCCGGAUGCUAGCGUCUAGCUUUGACGAUAACAUAGUGCGGCUCUGGGACGCUACGACGGGCGCCUUGCAACAGGCUCUCGAGGGCCAUUCAAGCUGGGUUACCUCGGUGGCCUUCUCGUGCGAUGGCCGAAUGCUAGCGUCCGGCUCCGACGAUAACACAGUGCGGCUCUGGCACGCUACGACGGGCGCCCUGCAACAGACUCUCGAGGGCCAUUCACACUCGGUUGUGUCGGUGACCUUCUCUUCCGAUAGCCGGAUGCUAGCGUCCGGCUCCUUCGACCAGACAGUGCGGCUCUGGGACACUGCGACGGGCGCCUUGCGACAAAUUCUCGAGGGCCAUUCAAGCUCGGUUAAUUCGGUUUCCUUCUCGCCGGACGGCCGGAUGCUAGCGUCUGGCUCCUUCGACCAGACAGUGCGGCUCUGGGACGCUACGACGGGCGACUCGCAACAGAUUCUCGAGGGCCAUUCAGACUCGGUUUGCUCGGUUUCCUUCUCGCCGGACGGCCGGAUGCUAGCGUCCGGCUCCAACGAUAAAACAGUGCGACUCUGGGACGCUACGACGGGCGCCUUGCGACAGACUCUCGAGGGCCAUUCAGACUCGGUUGAGUUGCAACAGUCUCUCGAGGGCCAUUCAGACUCGGUUUGCUCGGUUUCCUUCUCGCCGGACGGCCGGAUGCUGGCGUCUGGCUCGUCCGAUCACACAGUGCGGCUCUGGGACGCUACGACGGGCGCCUUGCAACAAAUUCUCGAGGGCCAUUCAAACUCGGUUAUUUCGGUUUCCUUCUCGCCGGACGGCCGGAUGCUGGCGUCUGGCUCGUCCGAUCACACAGUGCGGCUCUGGGACGCUACGACGGGCGCCUUGCAACAGACUCUCGAGGGCCAUUCAAGCUGGGUUACCUCGGUGGCCUUCUCGCCCGACGGCCGGAUGCUGGCGUCUGGCUCCUUGGACCAGACAGUGCGGCUCUGGGACGCUACGACGGGCGCCUUGCAACAAAUUCUCGAGGGCCAUUCAAACUCGGUUAUUUCGGUUUCCUUCUCGCCGGACGGCCGGAUGCUGGCGUCUGGCUCGUCCGAUCACACAGUGCGGCUCUGGGACGCUACGACGGGCGCCUUGCAACAGACUCUCGAGGGCCAUUCAAGCUGGGUUACCUCGGUGGCCUUCUCGCCCGACGGCCGGAUGCUGGCGUCUGGCUCCUUCGACCAGACAGUGCGGCUCUGGGACACUGCGACGGGCGCCCUGCGACAGACUCUGAGUGUCGGAGGGCUUGCCAUCGUUUUUGAAUUUGCUUCGGAUGGUUCGUAUUUGUGGACGAAUUUGGGAUCACUCGAGAUUUCUACUAAGUGUGAUACGGGCACACCUCAUGUGAACGUGGACAUCUUUAUCGACCAGGACCAGUGGAUAACAAUGAAAGGUGACAGGAUACUAUGGCUUCCCCCUGGGUUUCGGCCUCGCUGUUCGGCGAUUCACGGUAGCGUACUUGCUAUUGGACAUGCAUCAGGGCGGGUUUCAUUCAUAGGAUUUCGUGUAUAG
Molecule: messenger RNA, 4587 nt
Organism: Penicillium riverlandense
Lineage: Eukaryota; Fungi; Ascomycota; Eurotiomycetes; Eurotiales; Aspergillaceae
Product: vegetative incompatibility protein HET-E-1
Exons: 4
Coding region: 1-4587 (1528 amino acids)
Molecular function (GO): protein binding
Source: RefSeq, a predicted model, not a curated record